Molecule: messenger RNA, 1007 nt
Organism: Cuscuta campestris
Lineage: Eukaryota; Viridiplantae; Streptophyta; Magnoliopsida; Solanales; Convolvulaceae
Source: the annotation of a GenBank genome assembly
AAGAUGAAUAUUCUGCUGUGAAUUCAUUCUAAUUUUUCUAAUAUGGUAUAAGAGCCAUCAUUCGAUCAAACGAUUGAAUGAAUCACAGCAUUCAUCAUCUACCAUAAAAAAAUGUCUGAUCAAACACCGGAGAGCUCCACCUACACAGGGGAGACUGAUCCGAUGAAACAGCCCGUCAAUCCUGCACAAAUUUUGGAAAUUCUCCAAAAUUUCAAGAGUUUAGCACCCAAGGCCGAACUUACCGAGAGCUCCUCAAAUCAACCGUUAAAUUUGGCGGAAAAGCUCAACGAUAAGAACUACGCCAUUUAGGCGCGCAAGAUGAGCUUGGCUCUUGACGGGAGAGGUCGGCUCAAGCACAUCACUGCCGUACCUCUCAAAACCGAUGAUCCCAAAUAUAUCAAGUGGAGGCAAACAGAUUCAACGGUGAUAACUUGGAUACUAGAAAACAUAGAGUCGGAUAUUGUAAACCAAUACAUCGAAUAUCCAACUGCGUGGGAUUUGUGGAAGGGAAUCGAAGCCACGUACGGCUCCGAAAAGGAUCCCUUGCAAAUCUACGACUUAAUGGUCAAGGCCAGUGAAAUCAAACAAGGAGCACAGUCCUUGGAAAAAGUGUUUAGCCAGCUUCAAGCUGUCUGGAAAGAAAUCGACAGACACCGACCCAACCCAAUGAAAUGCCGAGAGGAUAUGACGAUUUUCACACAAAUUCAACAACAAAAUCGUCUAUAUCAAUUCCAAGAGGCUGUAAAUAAGGAAUUUGAUGCCGAAAAACAGGACAUACUCAAAACCGAGCCUCUUCCAUCAGUGGAAGAAGCAUAUGUCCAAAUACGAAGAGAAGCAGCAAGAAAGGGGAUUAUGAAAGGGGAAGGGGGGGACCAUCAUCCGGAGAAUCUCCCUCAGGAAUUGGAAGAAUCGGUGGUGGCCUAGCUGCCACACGCACGGCGGUGCGAUCGGAAAAUCACCAAUCGUCAUCUCGGACAUAUGAAGAUAAAUCAAAGUUAAGAUGUACC